Messenger RNA from Vollenhovia emeryi, 2137 nucleotides. RefSeq names its product ribonuclease P protein subunit p21 (gene Rpp21). Gene Ontology annotation, cellular component: nucleolar ribonuclease P complex. Bases 155 to 697 code for a protein of 180 amino acids. Gene Ontology annotation, biological process: tRNA processing. The transcript has 4 exons. The record is from RefSeq and is a predicted model, not a curated record. Lineage: Eukaryota; Metazoa; Arthropoda; Insecta; Hymenoptera; Formicidae.
ACCUAACCUAACCUAAUCUAACCGGUUCAGUCUAACCUUAAAAGCGCGAAGCUGUCGUCGAGGAGUCGUCGGGAUGGACGCACCGAAUUCUCGUUGUUGCUCGACAAUGUAAAUUUUUAAGAUUGUUAUCCGACGUGAAACAACAGAUUUUGCAAUGAAGAAGAGGAAUCAAUUUUGUCAGCAGAAAGACGUUCUCGAACGAAUGAAUUACUUGCAUCAGGCUAGUCACUUAAUAGCGUCGAAGAAUCGAGUCGCGGCAUCUUACUUUGGCAAUAACAUGAUAGCUUGCGGCAAGAAGGCUGUGUUACGCAUGGAGCCAGAUUUGAAGAGAAUCACUUGCAAGUGCUGCCACGGCCCACUCAUACCUGGAGAGACAGCCAGAGUUAGACUAGUGUCGAAGCCAAUAAAGGGCGUCAAAUGGACGUGUUUAACUUGCAUGAAUGCCAAGAUGUACCCUACGAGGAAGGGAUACAAAUUGUGGCUGGAGCAGCCGGAAUCAGUGGUCGAGACGUUAGAUUUUACACCGAAAUCGAAGAGUGAAAGCUCUCAGAAUCCUGGAGGCACUCGCAGGAGAGUGAAAGAACAAACUGAAAGUCAUCCUAAAGAUCCCGCAAAUUUGAUCCGCUUCAAAAACACCGAUCCGAGCGCGAGCGGAGAGAGCCAGUCGGUCCCGAGCAAAUCCACCUCGCAGAACUAGCUGACGAUCUGGUGUACGAAUAUUUUUUAUUAAUGACUUACAUAAAAUAUGUUACAAUAUUAUAAUAAAUUUGUAAUUAAUAAAACAGAUACUUUUGCUAACUGGAAUAUUCAUAACCAUCUAGUAAUAUCAUAUAUGAUACCGAUAAUAGUUUUACAUUAAAUGUUCUUAGAAAUAACUCGAUCGUAAGUUAAGUUACUGCUGUUGUCGAGUAGCUGCGAUACGUUUUUUUUUUAUAGUUUUACGGAAAGUGGCAUCCGCAGGGAAUUCCCGAAGGUCACGGUUCUCGUGUUCUCAGCCGAGGACGGUUUGUGAAGUCGCUACUAAAGUGCAAAGUCGGCACGGUUCUUCGGAGGCGAGAUCGUUUCGCCGCGAUGACACUGGAAUUCGCUGCGAGCGUCAUUACUUCAUCUAACUAUGAUAUGACUAUGUCCGCCCACCGCCAGCGACUCGUGCAAAAUCAACUACGAGUUAAAUCAUCGCACUCAUACUUGGGCGCAAUCAAAUCACAGUUUAAUCGGGAAAAGGAUAGAAAAGUAUCAGUCGUUUUUAAAACGUAACUCUACCUUAAAAAUAAGAUACGCUAGGACGAAAAUAACGGUACUUGGAAAACUAUACGCGCUAUCCUGAUUACGAACCUCCCGUUGUGCGCGCAGCAACGACGGCGCGAUCGUCUCGCGGCCGUUCACCGGAUACAACAACCGCAUCGCGCGGAUGCCGGAGACAGUGGCAGUGAUCGUUAUACAUCCGUGCGAGACACAUAGCUCGCACGUAGCUCGCACGUAGCUCGGAGAACGCAUAAAUACUAAACUAACGGAGGAAAGUAAUGCGAAAACUCUGGGCUGGACGGAAUCUACACAUUCACUUAUAUACAUAUAUCUGUCGUGCCAAGCUUCGGUCGUGUCGAGUUAUCUCGCAUUAUCUAUUUCGCCUAGCUUUAUAUUCCUCGCUCUUUCGUCUCUCUUUUGCCCCUUCUCUCUUUUGAUUCUUCUAAAAAGUAGCUCUAACGAUAAGGUCAAACGGGACCCCAGGUUGGCAACGCACACAUAUAUACAUGCACACACCAGCUACAGGGAUUAAUUACUCCAGUAAUAUUGACUGUUGUCGUUCGUCGUCACUCUUCAUCGUUCCUUUCGCAAGCUCUCGCGGAGGAGUCUCGGCUGAAGAAAAAAUGGCCAAAGGUCACGCGGGUGAGAGAGGGCGGAUCUCGCGAAUGUCUCGUAUCUCGUGUUCGUGUCGUGUUCGUGGGUCUCGCUCUUCUCGUACACGCGUCUACUCGCAGGACAAACCCGACCAAUAUUUAACUCGGUUAUUGUCAAAGAGGUGUGUGCAUACGAGUCGCCCGAAGUACGCUCCGAAGAGGCGCGUGCAAUGAAAAAGAGCCGCGGACAAAGAGGUACAACGUACGGCGACGGAGCUUAUUUAGAGAUAGAAAGGGGG